AGAGACAUGCCACUACUGAAGUGUGCAAAGAGCACAGUCUGUUACAGCAAUAUACAAUACAUGCAAUCGUUUCCUUCAAAGAACUGAGACAUAUAUAACAGACCAAGGGCUUGGUCCCGUCCCGCUGAACUCAAUGGAAGUUUAACUACUGGUCUCAGUGGGACAAGGUUCGGGUUUCUUCCGAGGCUGAGCAGGGCAGAUUCUGUGGGCAGUUUCUUUGGAGGAAACACAAUGGAAAGGCGCAGUGGAAGACUGGCCAGCCUUCAAAAGCAGAAGCCCAAUAUAUACCGAGAAACCGGGGUGAGGAGGGUUUUCAAAAGACCGUACAGGAGUAAGCACUCUUCUAGUGCCACCCGAUUGAAACGAGACUGCAGCCCUGAGCAGGACCAUUGUCCACACAGCGACAGAGAUGCAGAAGACUCAACAGAGCAGCCUACCUGCAGUACAGAGCUGCAUGAAGGAAGCAGCUGCUCCAGCAAAUGUCUUCCUGAAACCAGCACGUUGGUAGACACCACCAACAAUUCCCCUGUGUUGCACAACCAAGGGCAUAUCCCGUUAGAGGAGCAGUCCAGGCGAGUGAUGAAGAUGGUUGCUUUUCCGGCAAUAAUAUUCCUGUUGGGCAUCUUUUCCGCAUUUGUGCAUGGCUUUCGCUUGCCCUCUGGGACCUGCAAGCCGCAGAUGCAGUUGAAGCUCAGACACCAGAAUGAGAUUCUUCAGCAACACCUUCAGCGGGAAAUUGAUGACUUCCGAGGGCAGAUCGCUGAGCUGCAGAUUCAAGUAGCGACUCUAGCAAAGACGCAUGGACGGCAGUGUCGGAGGACAAAGAAACAUCCAGUAGGGUCAGUGGACAGUUGGGUACAGGGCAACAGUGACCGCAUCCAGAGGGAGGACUUUGCUCUGAAAUCAUUGGGUGCCUCUGUUGUGAAAUACAGUGAAAGCUACAAGACAGGUGCGCAUAUCUGUAUGUUUGGACUCUGCUGGGAAUAUUCACGAUCUCCAGAUGUGAUUCUACAGCGGGAUAACACCCCAGGGAACUGCUGGGCCCUGCGUGGAUCUCGUGGCUAUGUCGUGGUUAAAUUAUCCAGAGUCAUCCAUCCGCUUGCUGUCACGCUGGAUCAUAUUGCCAAGGAAGACUCUCAGACAGAAGAGAUAUCCAGUGCCCCAAAGAACUUUGCCAUCUAUGAUGCAAACACAGAUCAAUUCGGAUACCUACAGCUGAGAGUCCUGAGCAACUGGGGUCACCAAAACUAUACAUGCAUUUAUGGGCUUCGUGUGCAUGGGGACCCAGCGCUCUGAUGAACCUGCCAGCAAGAAUCCAUGCAAUAAAUAAUUACUUCUGGGUAACAUGUUCGCUUUGAUAGUGUCGGUCUGGCCAGUAACAGCAAACAGAAGCAGCCCUGUUUCUUUAUAUUACUUCUGACUCACUCCAGAUUGAAGAAGAUGCUUAAUGAAAUGUAACCUGAUUCCUAAAAUCCAACUUGUGGCUAUGGGCAGAAAGUGACACUGUAAAAAUGGCACCUUCUUACUCCACCGAUCUGCUCCCAGAGUAUUAUCUGAAUCCUAUUUGCUGAUUUAAUUGGCCAAAGUAAGUUUUUUAACAAGUCCAAUUAAUACAGUACUUCUCGGAGACACUAAGCUUGAUUCUGUUCCAGCUUGUGUACCAUCGACAGAAUUGUUAACAAGGCUUCAUUUGUGGAAUGGAUAUUGCCGUUGCUGAUGCGUUAGUCAGAAAGAACCCAGCUGGACUUUCAAAUUCCAAUGGGCUGGGCCAUUAGUGCAGAAAUGUAAUUCUACUAGUAAUUUUGAACUGGAAAUUGGAGCCACAACAAGAGUGGAGCCUACAUUACAAUUUUUAGCGUCACUUUUCAGAGCAGAACCACUGUUAAGACCGAUUGGAGACAUUCUCAGGCAGUCUAUGUGAUCCUGGUGUCUUUCAAAAUAGGCAAGCACC
Molecule: messenger RNA, 1951 nt
Organism: Mauremys mutica (yellowpond turtle)
Lineage: Eukaryota; Metazoa; Chordata; Testudines; Geoemydidae
Product: SUN domain-containing protein 2-like
Exons: 11
Coding region: 232-1296 (354 amino acids)
Biological process (GO): nuclear envelope organization
Cellular component (GO): meiotic nuclear membrane microtubule tethering complex; nuclear envelope
Molecular function (GO): protein-membrane adaptor activity
Source: RefSeq, a predicted model, not a curated record